AUGGGCACACCCAGGCGCAAGGGGCGCUGUAGGAACUGUGGCAUCUAUGGCCACUGGGCAGAAGACUGCAAGAAGCCCAAGAAAGAUCGCAAGGAAGAGGCACACAAUGUGCAGGCCGACACUGACCAGCCAACGAUCCUUUUGGCUACGGUGAACGCUGUGCAUGUGUCCCCGCGCGACGUCGAGCCGUCGGCAAGGCGCACGGUGUGUCACCAAGUGCACCUCAAUGAGGAGAAGGUGUUCCUCGCCGAUCAAGGCGAAGACAGGGGUGCGUGGGUCCUUGACACCGGGGCCAGUAAUCACAUGACGGGGCGCCACGAGGUGCUCACGUCAUUGGACACAUCGGUCGAGAGAACAGUCCGCUUCGGAGAUGGAUCUCUCGUCGACAUAGAGGGCAUCGGAUCGGUCUUUGCUGAGCGAAGAAGAAGGGGCAUGUCGCACUCUCUCGAGGUAUAUUUCAUUCCCAAGCUCAAAAGCGAUUAUUGUUAG
This is a messenger RNA of Miscanthus lutarioriparius, 489 nucleotides long. The record is from the annotation of a GenBank genome assembly. Lineage: Eukaryota; Viridiplantae; Streptophyta; Magnoliopsida; Poales; Poaceae.